This is a messenger RNA of Annulohypoxylon maeteangense, 1707 nucleotides long. Its product is annotated as pyridine nucleotide-disulfide oxidoreductase-domain-containing protein. The record is from RefSeq and is a predicted model, not a curated record. The transcript has a single exon. The coding region runs from base 424 to 1629 and encodes 401 amino acids. Lineage: Eukaryota; Fungi; Ascomycota; Sordariomycetes; Xylariales; Hypoxylaceae.
GUCUCAAUAUAGCGGUGUUCUAAUGAAUAUUUCCGGAGCUCAUACGUGACCUAUCUUUACGCAUCACAUCAGGUGCACUUCUCCUUGAAGCUAUCGUAGUACGUGGAAGAUGAUUAUUUGUACGGAACGCGUAACCCAGAUCACCCACAAAAGAGAUAGAUACGGUUAGGUAAGCGAUAGGGGAAGCUCCAGUUGCCGCCCGGCUUUUACCCAUCCCCUAGUGCAUCACUAGGAGGUACCUAGCUCUAAGUGUCUUCGGCGUGUAUUGGAAAGAUCAGACUGAAGCGACAACCUUGAAGGUGAGUGAGUGACUAACACCCAAAAUUUUCUUUAGAGUUUUGAGAAUAUAUAAGGCAAAUCAUAUCAACUCUAAAAACCCAUAAUAAUCAAACCAACUCAAACUCAAAUUCAAUCAUUCGCGACAUGGAUAAUCACUGCACGACCAACCAAACUUCGGAACUAGCUGCGGUAGUCGUCGGGGGAGGUGCAGCUGGUAUCGCCGUUGUUGGCAACUUCCUUGAACAACUUCCCCCUAAUUCCAAAAUUGGAUGGGUAGAUCCUUUCUUUCAGGGCGGUCGUAUCAACGCCAAAUACAGAGAAGUUCCCAGCAACACCAAAGUCCACCAUUUUCUCUCCUACGGUGAAGGUGUUGAGCCGUUUCUGAAAAUCGCAGAAACUACCGAAAAACCGAAUGCCAUCUCUAUCUUAAAAGAACUUCCUCAUGAAGACACCUGUUCGUUACAAUAUGCAGGAGAUAUGCUAUAUGUGUUGACAGAGGGCCUACUCAAACAUGAUCGAGUCGCAAGCUUUAAAGCCAGUGUCAUCGAUAGUGAAUGGAUUAGCCAAGACUCUGUAUGGUCGUUGACCAUACAGGAUGAGGCUUCUAAAGCCACUCAACACAUUACAGCGCCUUUUGUCGCCUACUGCACAGGCGCAUUCCCUACCACUGUUCCCUUCCCUGAUGGCCUUUCCCGUGUACCGAAGCUUCUGGAUCUUGAUAUCACGCUCAAGCCCUCUCUUUUUGCCCAGACCAUCCCGAACGAUGAAGACAUAUGUAUUGGUGUCGUCGGUGCUUCGCACAGUGCCAUUCUCGUCUUGAAGAACAUAUUUGAGCUAAGCCAGAAGUCUCACCCUAAGCUUCGUGCGCGCUGGUUCUCCCGCGCAAGAAAGCUGAAGUAUGCUGAGGAUAAAGGAGAUUGGAUCCUCUACGAUAACACGGGGCUGAAGGGUAUCGCUGCUCAAUUCGCUCAGGAUAACUUAGAUGGAGAUAGGCUCCUGCAUAGUGACGUGGGGAAGAUCAUAACUCGAGUCGACUGUUCCGGUGGCGUAGAGCAAGAAAGGGAGGCGUAUCUGAAGGAGAUGCCGGGAUGCGAUUAUGUUACACAGGCGAUAGGGUACAACACGAAACCCCUACCUAUGAAGCAAGAGGUGUCGUUCAAUCAUGAGACGGGUAGCUUCAUAGACCCAAAGAUGAAAGGACCUGUCCGAGGGCUUUAUGGUGCUGGAAUUGGAUUCCCUGAGAAAGUGGUCGAUCCGGUUGGAAACGUUGAGUAUGCUGUAGGAUUCAUCAAGUUCAUGAGAUUUCUAAAGCGCGUGGUGCCAAGAUGGGUUGAACCCAUUCCGAACUAAGUCGGACAUACUAUAGAGUCAUAGACAUCUACCUAAUUCAACAUUACACGAUAGAUACGAUAGAUACGGAUAAUUAGC